This is a messenger RNA of Helobdella robusta, 489 nucleotides long. RefSeq lists its product as hypothetical. Lineage: Eukaryota; Metazoa; Annelida; Clitellata; Rhynchobdellida; Glossiphoniidae. The transcript has 2 exons. The coding region runs from base 1 to 489 and encodes 162 amino acids. The record is from RefSeq and is a predicted model, not a curated record.
AUGGAAGACGGAGUUCAUUACGUUGGAAACAUCAAACACAUUGAUUCUUUCUUCUUAUCACUGGCUGAUGCGGGAAUGUACUACCUCCCUUUUUUAAGUUACAAGUUCAAGUACCACGGAUGUCAGAUAUGUUUGGAAGAGUUUAGGCACCUUUCGUUUGUGUGUCAAUUGAAUUGUCAGCACGUCUUUCAUUACCAUUGUUUGGGAACGUGGAUGAAGGAGAAAAAGAAAUGCAGAAGAGAUGUGAACAAAUGUCCGAUUUGCUUAGAAAUUUUUAAAGAGAUCUUUUUUGUGCCAAACCAGAUGCGAUCACGUCUUUCAUGCGCCAAUAUUUGGUUCAAGAUCAAAUAUAAAUGUCCAUGUUGUGGAGGAGACAUAGCCCACCUUAUGAAGUCAAAUUACUGCCAUCAAUCAAGCUUCGCUCAAAAUGGAACUGUGGAAUUGAAGAUUGAACUGGAAACCAAUUAUGAUAUUGCACAAACGGAAUGA